This is a messenger RNA of Trichoplusia ni (cabbage looper), 2163 nucleotides long. RefSeq names its product probable ATP-dependent RNA helicase DDX28 (gene Dbp21E2). The record is from RefSeq and is a predicted model, not a curated record. Bases 75 to 1568 code for a protein of 497 amino acids. Gene Ontology annotation, molecular function: RNA helicase activity; nucleic acid binding; ATP binding. NCBI's taxonomy places the organism in Eukaryota, Metazoa, Arthropoda, Insecta, Lepidoptera, Noctuidae. The transcript is spliced from 5 exons.
CUUGCUGUCAGUUACGUCAAUGUCAAAACUUCGAGGCUAUGUGCGAAGUUUGAGAUUUCAUGCUUUUAUAAAUAAUGACCGUAAUAAUGUCGAAAUUACGGCCGAUAUUAAAUUUGUCAUAUUGCCGGUACUACAGUGUACAGCAGGCAAAGAAAAAGUUACCAAUAAUAUCGUGUAAGCGAUCGGAAUUCAAUCAUUAUGAGGGUCAGACUUACAGUAAAUUUGAAGGUAUUCCUCUGGCUUCUAAAGGCUGGCUGCAUAACAAGUCGAAAAAUGAUUACUUUAUAGUCUACGGGGAUGCUAAUAAAAAGGUGGAAAAGGAGGUUUACAGGAAGAGUUUUGAAGAAAUCGGCUUAUGUCAGAGUUUGAUAGAGGUUAUGUCCGAGCAAGGAAUCUCUUUGCCGACUGCCAUCCAAUCUAAGGGGAUCCCAGCUAUUUUAAACGGUUACAACACUGUUAUGACCGCGGAAACCGGGUGCGGCAAGACGCUGGCGUAUUUACUGCCGAUAUUCCAACACAUUCUUGAGUGGAAACCAAGUAUCAAAGAGGAUUUUAACAGUCCUCUGGCUGUUGUUAUUACUCCUAGUAGAGAAUUAGCAACGCAAGUUGGCGAAGUGGCUCAAAAUAUAGCUCAACGUUUAAACUUGAAUGUUACUACGCUAGUUGGGGGACGUACUAAACAAAAGAUGUUAAACCCUCCGAUAGAAUAUUGUGACCUCCUUGUAACUACGUUAGGAGCGUACAGUAAGUUAGUGACUACGGGAAUAUUCAAGGUCAAUAAUGUUCACCACGUGGUUCUGGAUGAAGCUGAUACACUACUAGACGACAGUUUUAUUGAUAAGCUUGCUAAUCUAUUGAAGAAGUUUGCGAUUCACUUUAAAGUGAAUAUACAAACUCCUCCAGUGGGAUGUCAGGUGACCCUGGUCAGUGCGACCAUGCCUCACGAGCUGCCAGAAGCAGUGAGCGCGUUUGUGGAUCCCCAGUCACUGAAAACUGUAACUACAAGUAAUAUUCAUAGGCUGUUACCGCAUGUGCCACAAAAAUUCCUCCGUCUCGGAAAAGCACACAAACCUGCAGAGUUAUUAAAGUUAGUGCAAGCAGACUUGAAUCUAAAACGUCCAGUCAUGAUCUUCUCCAACCAAACGUCGACCUGUGACUUCGUAUCUAUGUUCCUUAACGAGAAUAACGUAGAAUGCAUUAACAUUAACGGAAGGAUGGCGGUGCCCCUGAAGUUGGGAAAGUUUGAGAUGUUUCGGAGCGGAAAGGUUGAUGUUUUGUCUUGUACCGAUAUAGCGUCUAGAGGAUUGGAUACGAUAAGGACACAACACAUAAUAAACUACGACUUCCCGUUAUACACCGCGGACUACAUCCACCGCUGCGGCCGCACCGGUCGCAUCGGGUCCCCGCCCGACUGUGCCAUCACGAACUUCAUAGCGUGGCCGCGAGAGGUAGAGUUAGUACAGAAAAUAGAGCUAUCGAUAAGGAAACACAGCGAACUGCCGAGAGUGAACGCGAAUAUAAGAAGGCUGAUUGAAGAAAGAAUUAUUAAAAUGGAAGGACAAGUUUAGUUUUGGGAAUCAAAUUUAGGGUAGCGCCUUUACUGUAAAUUCUGAGCUAGCAGGAUUGAAGCAAUGAUUAGUUUUACUACUUUCUGGGCUCAAGAACUUUAGUUAUUUCUACCAUAAACUCAAAAAGAAGAACGCAGGAUCGAUGCCGUUGUGCAAGCAAGACAAAACAACAUUGUGUACAUAGUUGCGCCUCUCUUUUUACAUGCUUGCCAUACAUCCAACAGUCCUCCUUUAACAGUCUAAAUUAACUGCAUUGAUCUUAAGAGAGAAACCAGUGUCAUUUUAGUAGCCAGCUGGGAUCAGUAUAGAUUAGUAAGUGUAAUUGAACUUGAAAAGCAUAGCACUCUAAGAUAGCAAGCUAGCAUGAUCAGAAAGUAAAAUUUCAUCAUACGAAAGUUAUUCCGAAUAUUAUCUAAGCUUGUUUUAUGUUUUAUUGAUUUAAUCUCAAAGAUGCCAUUUUGCAAUCACACCUAUUUGCCAAACCACCCGUGGUUUUUUAUUAAUAGAUUUGGCAGUAUUUACUAUUUAGGCUUAGUUUAACUGUAAAUAUAAUGUAGAUUUAGUACAAAUAAAUCGAAUAAAAUGUUGAAAUGUU